Molecule: messenger RNA, 1293 nt
Organism: Drosophila novamexicana
Lineage: Eukaryota; Metazoa; Arthropoda; Insecta; Diptera; Drosophilidae
Exons: 3
Coding region: 1-1293 (430 amino acids)
Source: RefSeq, a predicted model, not a curated record
AUGGCGUCCUGGAUGCCGCUCAUUGUGGCCGUUGCAAUUGUGUGGAUUGCCGUGCCGACCACAGUGACAGCGACGACGAAAGCUUCAUCAAUGCAAGCACGGACGACAGGUACGGACAACGGCGCCCAGACAGCCAUUUACAGCAGUUAUGCCCACAACAUGGCACAAGGCGCGGCGCAGUACGAUAAUCGGUGGCUGCCGUUGGGAGAGCAAGAAACAUCCAUGCUGCAUCGCUACGCCUUAAACUACGAUGCGGCAGCAGGGGAGCGGCGCAGCUACAGUAGCGAUUCCUCUGGUUUUAGCGGACAUGGCCAGGGCGGACUAGGAGCCGUGCUUAAUGGGCUCACAAAUCUCUCGGGCAUGGGACACAUUACAAACGGCUACGGCUCAGUGGCGCCCAAGCACACCGAAGCCUUAGCAGUGGCUUCGUCAAAACAAGAGAUACCAAUUUAUGAGGAGCAGCAUGAGGACGCGGCCGUGGCGGCGGUGGCGGCAACAGCCCACGAUUACGGCGAUAUAGGGGCAGGUCAAAGCGGUUACGGCGGUGGGGAACACAUCCAACAGCACUCAACUGCGGGCUUCAACUCAGCCAUUUACAACUAUCCAGCGGCUAUUGGAGGAGAGCAAGGCUCCUGGGCACCUUCAUCUGCUCAGCAAUAUAAGAAAGCGGUAGGAUAUCAGCCGGAACAGGCGGGCAACCAUUACGCCUACGACAAAAUGUCACAGCAGCAGCAACAACAGCAGGAACAGCUGGAACACGUUUCCUAUUUCACACCUCAUGAAGGUGCGGCAUCUGCGACAGGAUCGGGCUCUUCAGCCAGCGGACCAAGUGAUUACGAACAGCACCAGGACGGCGAGGAGCAGAGCUCCAAUUUUCUGGCCGAGUCAAGUGGCCACGAUGAAAGUCACGCUCAUUCCCAUCAGUCACAUCAGUCACAUCACCAUGUGGAUAUUAUCAACUAUGUGCCUGUAAAGCAUGUUAAGAAGCAGCACGUGCCCGUGGAGAAAACUGUCAAAAUACCCAUCUCCCAUGCUGUUAUCAUUCCGAUCAAGAAGCCAGUUCCAAUCCACAUACCCAUCACUAAGCAAGUACAAGUGGCGGUCGAGAAGGAGCUAAAAGUGCCGGUGGAGCGCAUCGUGCCGGUGCCAGUGGAAAAGCACAUCCCAGUACCUGUAGAGAAGCGGGUACCAUACACGGUCGUCAAGUAUUUGCCAAUCAAGGUGCCCAAGCCAUUCCCUGUCAAGGUGCCAGUAUUUAAGACAAUCCUGCACAAGGUCAAAGGCUGGUGGUAA